Messenger RNA from Chilo suppressalis (striped riceborer), 1426 nucleotides. Lineage: Eukaryota; Metazoa; Arthropoda; Insecta; Lepidoptera; Crambidae. The record is from the annotation of a GenBank genome assembly.
AAAAAAACAUUAUUUUGGUUCAUUUCUUUUUGAAGAAAAUAUUUAAUUUAUUAAUAUAAUUAGCACUAAAAUCUGAUGAACUUGGUUAUUUGUUACAUUCAUCAUGUCUUUUUUUUAUUUAACCGCUGUAAAAGGUGAUAUCCCCUCCCAUUUAUUGGAAACAAUUGCCUUUGAGAGAUUGCACUCUCUCAAAGAAAUUUUAAACACAAAUAAAUUGUAUUACAAUGAAUAUUUAGUAGAAGGUGGCAUAUAUGAUAAUGUGGGACAUUUCCUUGUAUGUAUUUUAACUAUUUUGUGUAAAAAUAUUGAGUUGAAGCGAUUCUUGUUGAAGACUGAAUGUAUCCUAUUUAAACGUCGUUUAGACUCUCUUAGCGCUUAUGAAUUGAGAUAUUUUGCAAAAAGAUUGUUACGAAGUAUAAAAAAAUAUCAGCAUUGUACAGACUUUAUUGAACCUUUGAAGAUAUCAUGUGAACAUUUAAUAUUAAAAGAUGUAGCUCAUCAUAUUUGUUUGGAAUCUCAUAAAUUUGAUUGUAAAGUUCAUAAUAUAUGUUUGAAUUUUAAGUACUGCUUGCCGUUGGUAGCCAAACGCGAGGUAGAGCUUAAAAAUGGUGUUGCCUUUAUUCCAUGCAGCAAGUGGAAACAAUUUUUAACUAUAUUGUUCUUCAUGAAUUUAAGUCAAAGGCUGAAUAAAACUAAUGUGGAGGUACUAGUAUCAGACCCUAGAAUAUUAGAUUUACUUGACAAAUUGAAAGGGCAAAUUAAUCCCUUGCUAAGAAUCAAUCACAGUAGACAAGUAUUGUACAGUACGCAAGUAGAUAAACAAUCACAAAAUUUCCCUCCGUGUAUGUUGAACCUUCACCAGCAAUUAAGAAAAAGGCAUAGAUUGCCACACACCCAGAGGUUUUAUUACAGUCUGUUUCUCAAAGACAUUGGUAUGCCUGUCGAUGAAGCUGUUAACUUCUGGCGAACUGAAUAUCAACAAAUGCCCAAUGGUACUCAUAGCUGCUGCCAUAAUUGGGAGAAAGAUGAAAAGAAAUUUGUUUAUGGCAUCAGACACAUGUAUGGUUUAGAAGGAUGCAGGAAAAGUUAUAGUUCUGUGAAUUGUCACCGGAUCCAGAGCGAAGACAAUUCAUGUAAUGCAGUUGGAUGCCCCUUUAAGAUAUUCGAACAUGAAAGAAUGCUCCACAUUUUAAAUAUGGACUCUACUGAACCAAUAUUGUCACAAAUAUAUGAAUUGAAAUCUAGAUAUAAUUAUACAGCUGCAUGUAUGAAAUAUAUGCAGAGUAAACAUUUAGUCAUGAAAACAAAAUGUGAUAUUGAAAAUGCUACCUUUAAUUUUACUCCUGUCAAAUUUUAUGACAAUGCUUCAAUGAAAUCUAAUGAUGUUAUAUGACAAUGGUUUAUACAUAAAUAUAUAUGUUUCUCU